CCAAUACGCACACUGAGGCCAUUAGCGUCUUGCCUAAAUGGCUGUGAACAGAGCCCCUCAUGGAGCAAAUUUGAAUGCACGUAAUCGGGGAAUAAAUUCCCUGUGUCCAUUUCUUCUCAAAGUACACCUGAGUCGGAGUAGUUUUUUGAAAUAAGGAACAACCUAUAAUGGCUUAAAACAAACAAGCUGUCCUCUUCUACUGCAAAUAUUUCCAACGAAAUGUAUAACUUCCCUUUUCAAAAUGAUGCUGCUGGCAUGAGGGAAAGCCGAAACUUAGUUUCAGCAAGCAUGCCAUCAACAAUGGAGUCUUUCAACCUUAUAGUGUCUGAGGUUGAACAUUCAACUGCAGCGAGUCCUCUCCUGUGAGACUAAAUGCAGCUCUCCAAAAACAUUGAUCUGUGAAUGAAACCUACACCUUUUGUACACGUUAACUGAUCUUAAACUAAAUAUAUCCCUUCUGUGCAAACUGGUUUUUUCCUUCUCCAGAAAAAACCCAAAAGUAUAUACUCGGCGCAUCAGCGAGCAAUAUACUUUAGAAUAUUUUUCAGUUGUGGAGUGCUGAAGGAAUUAUGCAGGUAAUGCAUAACUAGUUUUUGUAGUAGUAAGGGAGGGAACGCUGGUUAGAUUGUGAUAUGAUUUGUCUCAGGUUUGUACAGCAUAGGACCUCGGAAGAGUAAAAAACAAUAGUUGGAUAUAAUCUGCCAGUUGAUUUAUGAUCCUAUAUUGACUCCUUUUUUGAAUUAACGAUGUAUAAAACAUGGGGGGGAUACUAAACCACAAUACGACGGUAUGCACAUAUGAAGGCUGUAAAUUAUACAAACAGCCUAAAAUCCCACGGAGACCUUAAGUGUUUCAGACGUUGCAUAUCACUCAUUACAUUUCUGUAUUCAUACAUAGUUGGUUAUUUUAUAAUGGUGUAUUUAUGUAACAUUGAACACAUUGGGACUCAAUAAUAGUCUGGCACAUGUUUUUUAGGGAGGUUAAAUUGUUGGCUUGAAACUCAAAUCAUUAAAUUUACACUGGAUAAUUACAUUUUGCAGACGGAAUUAGACUUUUAGUAUUUUAAAAGGUCUAAUUCCGUUUAGUGGUUUAAAUAAAUAAAGGUAAAUGGUUGCAGGAUAAUGUACAGUACGAUACAUACACUGUAAUCGGUUGAAAAACACAUUUGAUGCCAUCAAAUUCUUUUCAUAUUAGGACUGAUACACAACAGCGACACUCUGAGGCCACUGUUAGAGAUGCAUUGUACAGUACAUACCGGCUUGUUUCAUUUUUAAAGAAAUUCUAACGGCAGAAUAUGAACUCUACUCUACAUUUUACAUAUAUUGGUGCCUUACAAUGCCAAUCUCGCACACUAACCAAUUUUUCAUCACUGAACAAACCAACCAAUGCCCUCUGAACUAUUGUGGCUGAACUGAGUGACCUGAGAGAUGUGUCGGCGCUGCGCUGGAGGUGAACUUAGCUAGUCAGACGCUAACGGUCGCAGCCAGUAGCGAUAACGUCAGUCUCUGUUGUAUGACAUUUAUUACUAAGGUUCACAUUUUCUAUAUUGGAAAAGCAGCUUUGGGGCCACGACCUACGGCACAGCGUUAAAGCUACAUAGAGCCAGACUAAAGUUAAAUAACUUGGCUAACGUCACUAGGGUGAGCUAACACUGACGCUAGCUAGCUGACGAGCAUUUGUCAAAGUUCUGUAUUCGGCCUGGUAACAGUGUUUACAACUAGUAGACUCUUGAGCAACUUUCACAGGGAAAGUUAAAUCAAAAGUUGAAUUGAAUACUAAGCAUGGCGCUCCUGAAGCUGGCAGAUGUGACCAUCACCUCCAUCAAUCCUUGACACACAGUCGGUAACGUUGGCUGAAAUUCACCAGCUUCAAAAACGGCAGCACCAGGAGAGAACCUGGACUCAGCAUCCAGGUCAAAGAUGGAGUUAGCAGCGCAUCACAGAGAGAAGGAGGUGAAAGAGGGCAACAUGCAGGAAAAAGAGGAUUCUCAGAGCAGAGCCGCGGGCAGGAAGGCUCACCCGGCUCUCAAAGCCUUUAUGUGUGGCUCUGUCAGCGGCACCUGCUCUACGCUGCUCUUCCAGCCUUUGGAUCUGAUCAAGACACGGCUGCAGACCCUGCAGAACAAUGCCAAGCCGGGUGCACCAAAGGUGGGGAUGUUUAGCGUUUUAAUUAACGUUAUCAGAACAGAGAGUUUCCUCAGUCUGUGGAAGGGGGUUUCACCAUCAUUUGUGCGCUGCAUCCCCGGCGUGGGCAUCUACUUCAGCACCUUCUACUCCCUGAAGCAGCACUACUUCCUGGAGCGGGCCCCCAACGCUGGCGAGGCUGUUCUGCUCGGAGCGGGCGCCAGAGCUGUGGCUGGUGUCUGCAUGCUGCCGUUCACUGUCAUCAAGACGCGCUUUGAGAGUGGCUGUUACAACUAUGUGAGUGUGGCAGGAGCUCUGAGGAGUGUGUAUGAGACGGAGGGCUUCAGGGCUCUGUUCUCAGGGCUGACUGCCACGCUGCUCCGAGACGCUCCGUUCUCCGGCAUCUACGUCAUGUUCUACAGCCAGGCCAAGAAGGCGCUGCCUCAAGAGGUGACGUCGUCGCCCUAUGCCCCGCUGGUGAACUUCGGCUGUGGGAUGGUGGCAGGCGUCAUGGCGUCGCUGGCCACACAGCCAGCAGACGUGGUGAAGACCCACAUUCAAAUCAGCCCGUCCCACUGGAGCACAACGGAUGCUAUCCGCUACAUCUACACGGAGCACGGCAUGGCCGGGUUUUUUCGUGGGGCUGUCCCCAGGUCUCUGCGUCGCACCCUGAUGGCGGCUAUGGCUUGGACUGUCUACGAACAGCUGAUGGCCCGAAUGGGCCUCAAAUCCUGAAGAGCAUCAUUGACGAGUCACAAUAAAACAGGAUGAAGUAUGAGGGAUAAUGAUAUACAUUAUGUUCUCACUGAAAGCCCCACUAAGGAAGAAACGGGAACCGUGGAGCUCGUAGAGACAGUGAACCAGCACGACCAAGUUUUUGAGAAUAACAACCAGGUGUGUGUGUGUGUGUGUGUGUGUGUGUGUGUGUGUGUGUGUGUGUGUGUGUGUGUGUGUGUGUGUGUGUGUGUGUGUGUUGUUAUUUAAAUGUUUGUGAAAAUGUACGUUUGUACGUUUGAGAUUGUGAUGUUGCACCUGACACACUCUUGUCAAUCUUGGGCUGAAGUGACACUCCCCGCUGUGAAGUGAACUUAUUCCUCCUCUCACUGUUUAUGUUUGGACACCCUGAGGUCUGGCUGCCACUAAAAAGAAAGAGGCUCUGUGACUAUGCUGUGACAAGGUAUUUUAAAAUGCUGUCGAGACAACUGGGACUCUGAGAAAGCUGGCUGGUGUGCUGGUACAUCUGCUGAGGUAACCAAAAACCAAAGCACCGCAGAGAGAAGAGCUCUGGCUUCUGCCAUAUUUUCUAAACUUGCAUAAGAUUGAGCAAUGUUUCUUGAAAAUCCCGAUAACACCUUUUGUUGCCUUACCGCUCACAACUAUGCUACUUAAGUUUGUACGCCACUGUGAUGCAUUUUGUGGCUCAGCAUAGUGAACCCAGAUGUGAGUUUUAAAGAAGUAAUGAUAGUCCGUCACAUCUGGGCUUAAGAAAAGUAGCAGACAAAAAUUCAGACUUGUGAUUUGUACGAGUUGUGUACUUGAAAUACUUUUUUUUUGGAUAAAAACAGCAACAUUUGCACUUUGCACUUUUCCCGACACAUUAAGUUAAUAUUUGAAUGACAGGUUGAAAUUGCAAACUUGACUUCAGAUUUAGUUUAGGAGUCAGUCACUUCCUGUGAGCAUAUUUCCAGAACAUUGGGAGUGAAGCAUUGCUUAAUCAUUGUGCUACUGUGUUUAUAAGAGUUAUUCAGAAUCCUUACCAGUGCUGGAGAGGCGUGAUAGAUAGAUAGAUAGAUAGAUAGAUAGAUACUUUAUUAAUCCCGCAAGGGGAAGUUUGUUCGCUACAGCAUUAUGAUACAGCGGAUGCAGGUGUGGGCGUUGUCCGGCGUCUUCUUGGCUUUGUAAAUAUUGGACUAGAUACAGAAUUAUUGGUUGAAACAAACGAAGGCCCAAUUUUUAUGUUCAUUGUACAGUCUCCCUUCGCUAUAAAUAUUUAUUAUUGUUGAUGUAAAAAAGAGGUGAUAUAUUGAAAAUGAUUAUAUUUCCAUAGUGUUUAUGGAAAUAAUGCCAAAUGGAAGAUCUCGUUAGUGGAGAUUGAAAGACUUCAUUGUCUGAACAAAAUGGAUCAUUACACACUCACAUUUGAAGAUUUUUGGAAGUCUCGAUAAGAUGACAGAAAAAAGGUCACGAAGAUAAUUUUAAUGACGAGUAGGUUUCAGUGUUAGCUGUGUAUCUAUCUAUCUACAUGUGCCGUAAUUUACACAUGGAAGUUUUGCCUCUUUGAUUUAUCUUCAUCAUAACACCACCCCUGUAGUCUUCGUUGAUCCUCUGUUGUGACUGUUUUGUUAUUGUAGAUAUUUGGUCUGUGCAUGUGUUUGCUCAGACAGACGUCGUGCCUGGCUGGUUUUUAAUGUCAAUAAACUUUCCUCUUUUUAAAAAAUA
This is a messenger RNA of Anarrhichthys ocellatus (wolf-eel), 4562 nucleotides long. It is a transcript of the gene slc25a38b, whose product is annotated as solute carrier family 25 member 38b. Gene Ontology annotation, biological process: glycine import into mitochondrion. Gene Ontology annotation, cellular component: mitochondrial inner membrane; mitochondrion. Bases 1920 to 2858 code for a protein of 312 amino acids. The transcript has 9 exons. Gene Ontology annotation, molecular function: glycine transmembrane transporter activity. The record is from RefSeq and is a predicted model, not a curated record. NCBI's taxonomy places the organism in Eukaryota, Metazoa, Chordata, Actinopteri, Perciformes, Anarhichadidae.